CUUUGGUCAACACACGGAGACACGCAGAGACACACAGAGACACACACCGAGACAGACAGACUGAGACUGGGAGUCUGCUGCUUCUGGUUCUGAGGUUCUGCGUGCAGGUCUGGAUCAUGGUGGAACCAACCUCUAAAGCCGCUGCUGUUCUUCUGCUGUUCCUGCUGCACGGCUGCCUGGCUGAUGACGUUUUCCUCAGCGGUCAGUUGGCCUCUCAGGUGCUGGUCAGGAACCGCCGGGCCAAUCAGUUGUUCGAGGAGAUAAAAAAAGGGAACCUGGAGAGGGAGUGUCUGGAGGAGAUCUGUGACCACGAGGAAGCCCGCGAGGCCUUCGAGCAGCUGGACAAGACGGAGAACUUCUGGGUGAAAUACCUGGACUGCAAAGGAACCCAGCUGACAAGAACACUGGAGAACAUCGACCUGGUGAGACAGUGUAUAGAAGGUCAGUGUAUUUCUGGCACAGGAGUCAACUAUAAAGGCAACAUUAACAUCACAGUAUCAGGGAAACCGUGUCAACACUGGAGUAGCAGCUUCCCUCAUCCCAUCAUCAGGGAGUUUAACGCCUCAGAGCCCAACAGCAUCCUGGAAGAGAACUUCUGUCGGAACCCAGACAACCGCCUGGAGGGCCCCUGGUGUUUCACCAGAGACCCAACAGUCCAGAAGGAGGCCUGCAGGGUCCCCACAUGUGGUGAGGCCUUUGCCCCGCCCACUGUGGCCCCUGAACCAGUCAGAUCUGGUGACUGCCUACCAAACUAUGGGAUCGACUACACUGGCAACCUGGCUGAGACUCUGGGAGGACACACCUGUUUGCAGUGGUCGUCGCCGGAGGCCACGGCCCUGAGCCGGGACAAGGAGUUCAUCCCCGAGGUCAGCCUGCAGGGCAACAAGUGCCGUAACCCCGACAAUGACCCCGAGGGCCCCUGGUGCUACGUGGAGGUUUCUGGAAACGUGACGGUGGACUACUGCGACCUCGAUCUGUGUGAGGACCCGUUGCUGGGCGACGUGUUGACGUCGCAGACAGAGGGCAGGGAGCGCUCCGUCCUGGGGCCUAAGAAGAAGCUGGUCUUCAGUCCUCGCUCCUUCGGACAAGGAGAGAGCGUAUGUGGACAGCGCCCCCUAUUUGAAAACCACGGCAAGAAGGACGCCAAGGAGGACGAGUUGCUGGAGUCGUACCGAGACAAACGCAUCGUUGGGGGUGACAACGCGGAGGUUGCCUCUGCACCAUGGCAGGUGAUGCUGUACAAGCGCAGCCCACAGGAGCUGCUGUGUGGGGCCAGUCUGGUCAGCGACCAGUGGAUCCUCACUGCAGCUCACUGCAUCCUGUACCCGCCAUGGAACAAGAACUUCACUUACAACGACAUCAUCGUCCGCCUGGGAAAACACAACAGGGCCAAGUUUGAGCGCGGCACUGAGAAGAUCGUGGCCAUCGAUGAAAUCAUCGUCCACCCAAAGUACAACUGGAAGGAGAACCUGAACCGUGACAUUGCCCUGCUGCACAUGAGACGACCAAUCACAUUCACCGACGAGAUCCACCCGGUCUGCCUGCCCGACAGGAGAGUCGCCCAAAUGCUGAUGAGCGAAGGCUAUAAGGGUCGAGUCACCGGCUGGGGGAACCUGAAGGAGACCUGGAACCCAUCGGCGAGAAAUUUACCCUCAGUCCUCCAGCAAAUCCAUCUGCCAAUCGUAGAUCAGGACACCUGCCGCAGCUCCACAUCAGUCAAGGUCACAGACAACAUGUUCUGUGCAGGUUACAGACCAGAAGACAGCCAACGUGGAGACGCCUGUGAGGGAGACAGCGGGGGACCGUUUGUGAUGAAGUACCCUGCAGAGAACCGCUGGUACCAGAUGGGCAUCGUGUCGUGGGGCGAAGGCUGCGACCGGGACGGGAAGUACGGCUUCUACACCCACCUGUUCAGGAUGAGCAGGUGGAUGAGGAAAGUUAUCGACAAGUCGGCAACAGACGACGAAUAGACGCACUUCCUGUUCUGCCUGUCCAGCAAUAUGAGGCUAAUAAAGCUUGUUCACAUCCUGG
This is a messenger RNA of Scatophagus argus, 2031 nucleotides long. It is a transcript of the gene f2, whose product is annotated as coagulation factor II (thrombin). Gene Ontology annotation, molecular function: calcium ion binding; serine-type endopeptidase activity. The transcript is spliced from 15 exons. Gene Ontology annotation, biological process: positive regulation of blood coagulation; platelet activation; blood coagulation. The coding region runs from base 117 to 1970 and encodes 617 amino acids. NCBI's taxonomy places the organism in Eukaryota, Metazoa, Chordata, Actinopteri, Scatophagidae. Gene Ontology annotation, cellular component: extracellular region. The record is from RefSeq and is a predicted model, not a curated record.